CUUUUUUGUGCGUGUGGCUCCCCCACAACAGCACCAUCUCUGGCAGGUGGUGUCGCCCUUCAAGGAAACAGCAACCGGGCGACCGUUAAUAUCGUUUUUUGAGUCUUUAGCACGGAAUAGGUUGCGUGUGGGUUGUUUGAUCACUAUUAUAUUAACGAGUGAUCAUUUCACGUAUCCACGGCCAUGACAAGCUUUGACAAGCCACCCGGAACGCGGCGGACGAGCUAGAAACGAGAACGUCGGGGUUCCCCCCUUCCUCUUCGAGGCUGGCUGCCACUUUGGUGGUCAAAAAGGAGCCAGCGACUUGUUCAACGCUUGUGGAACCGGGAACGAGCGAGUGAGGCCGUGGUGGGGGUAUUAGAAGACCCCUCCACUCCCAAUAACCAGCAACCACCACGCCGCUGCUCUCAUCUCCAGGAGUUGGGCUCUCCCUUCGUCGGCGAUAUGUCGAUGUGAAACGUCGAAGCUCCAUUUUUGUUGGGGGGUGGGGGGUGUAAGUGAGGGUUUUUGGGGUUGAGAUUGUUGCCCGUUAACAUGCGGAGUCCAAAAAGCUGCGGACCUUCGUUUCUGCUUUGAGAAGGAGACAGGAGGAAAAAGGGGAGAACAAAAAAAAUGAGGAAGCGUCUACAUAAAGACCCCGAAAAUGACAAGGUCUUAUUUUCUGGUGGGUCCUCAGGCCUGGAUUUGAGCAGAUCGAGAAGGAAAGGCUCUCCUUGAGGUUUUUUGUUGUUGUAAUAUUUGUUUUGAUUGCCAUCACUAUGACACCAAAGGAGCGCAAACGGUGUUUUUCCCCCCUUUGGAAGUUGUGCCAGAGUGGCUCACAAUGAACAGAAACACUUUCAACUUGGAUAAAAGAUCGUGUUGUUGACAUUUUUUGCUUGCUAUAUUUUCCAAGUAUUUCUUUGUUAUCUCCCUGACUAUUCAAUGGAAGUAUGCUAUCAGCUACCGGUGUUGCCUCUAGACAGGCCGGUUCCCAAGCACGUCCUGAGCCGCAGGGGAGCCAUCAGUUUCAGCUCCAGUUCCUCGCUCUUUGGGGCCCCAGACCCCAGACAGCUUUCACAGAGACGCGGGGCCAUCUCGUACGACAGCUCGGACCAGACGGCGCUUUACAUUCGUAUGCUAGGAGAUGUGAGAGUGAGAAGUCAGGUUGGAUUUGAACCGGAACGACGAACCUCCCAUCCGUAUCUGUGCAUCGACUUCCGAAACCUUCACACACGCCUAGGCAGCGAGUCAGAAGUGGCAGUGUGCUCGGCCCCCGAGAGAAGGGUGCGCCGGUUGCUCAGCCUCCAGAGGUACCUUCACUCGUCCCGCCUGCUCCGGGGACUAGCCCAGCAGAUCCCACUCCCCAUCCUCGACGAAGACUACAGUGGACAGGCCCGCUGCAUGCUGGAGAAAGUGGGCAACUGGAAUUUUGACAUUUUCCUCUUUGACAGGUUGACCAACGGAAACGGCUUGAUCACGCUGACGUUCCACCUGCUGGAUCAAUACGGCCUGGUGGAGCUGUUCCGACUGGACGUGGUUCGGUUGUGGCGCUUUCUGGUUCUGGUCCAGGAGGACUAUCACGCCCACAAUCCUUACCACAACGCCGUGCACGCCGCCGACGUCACGCAGGCCAUGUACUGCUACCUGCGGGAACCCGCGCUGUCCAAGUCUCUGACGUCAUACGACAUCUUGCUGGGCUUGCUGGCCGCCGCCACUCAUGAUCUGGACCACCCUGGAGUCAACCAACCCUUCCUCAUUAAGACUGACCACUAUCUGGCUUCACUCUACAAGAAUACCUCAGUUCUGGAGAAUCACCACUGGAAGUCUGCCGUGGGCCUGCUCCGAGAGACAGGGCUCCUCUCCCACCUGCCUGCCGAAGACAGCCUGAGCCUGGAGAGGGACCUGGGCUCGUUGAUCCUGGCCACGGACAUCAGCAGACAGAAUGACUACCUGUCUCGGUUCCGUCUGCACUUGGACCAGAACAACCUGUGCUUGAGCAACGCCAGCCACAGACACUUUGUGCUUCAGAUGGCUCUGAAGUGCGCUGACAUCUGCAACCCGUGCCGGCCGUGGGAGCUGAGCAAGCAGUGGAGCGAGAAAGUCACAGAGGAGUUCUUCCAACAAGGCGACGUUGAGAAGAGACACAAACUGGAAGUCAGCCCGCUUUGUGACCGAGCCAAUAACACAAUGGGCAACAUUCAAAUUGGCUUCAUGACGUACGUGGCCGAGCCACUGUUCACCGAGUGGUCCCGCUUCUCUGACACGCGUCUGUCCCAGACCAUGCUGGGCCACAUGGGCCUCAACAAGGCCAGCUGGGGCAGCCGAGAACAAAGCCCGAGCCCGGACCCACCACCGACACCACCACUAGCGCCAGCCUCUCCAAAGACAAACCUCAGGGAAGGGGAGUAUCCUGACGCCUCUUGACACACACAGACGCACGCACACACUGGGGGGAGCGCCUUGAUCCCAUUAAGUUUGAUCUUUCUUCUCGCUAAACCACUGAUUUUAUUUUAUUUAUUUAAUUUGAUUUGUUAUUGGACGUAGAGCAAUACGUAGAUACCUCAUUUGGCGCCUGCUGUAAUUUCCCUUCUUUUUGUUUUCAAUUUUUUUAAUUUAUUUCUCGCUCCAGAAGACAUUCGUAGUGCCAUUUGAUGCCGAGUAUUCACACGCACCCUUGCGUUGGGUCACGUUGCAAUUAACUCUUCCUCCAAAAGUGACAAGCCCAGUUGUUUGCUGCCUCUCAACCAACCCAGACUGUUGACUUCUCCACUUCACACGCAAACUCUCACUAUUGGAAGCACAACUCCUUUUUUCUUCAUAGCACAAAGCCGUUGAAGCCAUACUCAAACACACACUUGGUCACGUGACUAUCACACACUCACGCAAAGCAGUUGAAGCCAUACACGCACACACUUACACAUACACUUUUGUUUGGUAGCACAAGGCUACACACACACACACACACACACACUCAUAUUUUUUUGGGAAGCACAAAACAGCAAAAGCCAUACAAUACACACACACACACGCACGCACACACAUUGAACUCUUCCGCUCUGAGCCUCUCAGGGUUUUGUCAUUAAAGAAAACGGAGGAUGAGGAACCUCUGUCUUAAAGGGCCACACGCACACACACUCUCACUCACACACCCGCUGUACAGAUGCCUUACGACUAUGCACAAGCGACAAGCUAAGUGACCAAACUCAUCUUGAUGAUAACGAAGAUAAUGACCACAUUCCACGGUGCAAAACCCUCCCGUGAAAAUCGAUCGCAGAUGUUUGUUCCCGCCCCCUCGCUGUUGACAAGUGCUGUGAGACUGUUUUUGUUUUUCCAAACUGUUUACAAUUCUGUCGCGACAGCCAUUUUGUUUUCUCUGGUAAAGGGGACGGAAGGGCAAGACUGGAGUUUUUUGUAAAGGCUUUUCGUGCUCUUUUUCCACUUUUUGAUACAUGGCCGUUGCAAGUUGUUUUUGGAAGAAUAAAAAGAAAACCUCUUGUUGACUAAAAA
Syngnathus typhle (broad-nosed pipefish) is the source of this 3489-nucleotide messenger RNA. It is a transcript of the gene pde7a, whose product is annotated as phosphodiesterase 7A. Gene Ontology annotation, molecular function: 3',5'-cyclic-AMP phosphodiesterase activity. The coding region runs from base 925 to 2406 and encodes 493 amino acids. The transcript is spliced from 12 exons. NCBI's taxonomy places the organism in Eukaryota, Metazoa, Chordata, Actinopteri, Syngnathiformes, Syngnathidae. The record is from RefSeq and is a predicted model, not a curated record.